Molecule: messenger RNA, 3795 nt
Organism: Dreissena polymorpha
Lineage: Eukaryota; Metazoa; Mollusca; Bivalvia; Myida; Dreissenidae
Exons: 3
Coding region: 325-2169 (614 amino acids)
Source: RefSeq, a predicted model, not a curated record
GUGAACUAUUUUAAAUAAGUAAAACUUCGGUUGUUGAUUUAUACGGAAGGAAAUGUUAUGAAUGUGCAUAUUCAAAUUUACGUAUUCGAGCUUCGCUAUAUUGGUUUGGAUUGGCAUAACAGAAUCCAAUUAUCAUGAAAAACACAACAGCACCUUUCUGCAAAGGAUAUAACGAAAGGCUUACUGGGUCAGGCAAUUUGUAAAGAAUUGUUUUCUGUUCAAAGAUAACAUUUUUUAUCUUCAACUGUAGUGGUUACUUGCUACUUGUUUUAGAAUGAAUCGACACUUCAAGAUUAUAUCAGCAUUGCGAGUCAAUUAACUAUAAUGGGAUGCGCACCUUCCAGAGACGCAGUAUUUGAGUACAAAGCGUCUGCUCGUGAAACCAGCGCCUACAACCACCAGCGAAGGUCGUCUGCUGCUUCCGUGGUCCUAAGCGCUGGAAAAGGAAGUGCGUCGAAACAAAAGAAACGAAAAUCUUCGUCGUCGUCGUCAUCAUCCAAUGACAGCCAUCACUCUGGUCAAAACAUAGAAACGCUUCAAACGAGUAAAAGGACCGAAACUAACUGGGUGGCCAAGACUUUACAUAGAAGUGAGGGCGAAAAAAUACAGGAUACAAAUUACAACCACACUAUCAAUAAUGCCUCCGAUAGAGUGACGCAAGAUAAGGAUAAGUUCGAGACUACAAUUGCAAUAGGAAUUGCAAACGUAAAAGCAAACGGAAGGGAUGAGCAGUUUAAUCAUGAGCAACUUCAAUCAGAAACAUUUAUAACCGGUAACUACCGACGAGAUGAAAGUGUUUUUACUGAAAGCGAUGAACAAGUUAUAAGAAAACAAGUUGACGCCAAGUCGCUCUCUGAUAGUAAUCGAACACACGAAGAAAGAGCAAAAUAUCUGGAGCAAAAACGUGCCGCGUUUGAUUCCGACAAGAAAGAGGAAGAAUUCAUUAUAUGUCGCUACGACCCGCCGCUCUUGCCACUUAAUAUGAAGGACCAAAUAGAAACGAGCUCCCUUCCGAUUUACACUGUUGACGACAUUGUGGCCCACAACGAGUCCGUAAAAAGCAACGAGUGGUUCCGCAUGGGCCGUAGGGUGUUCUGCCGGACCGUUAUGAUGGCUGUUGUAGAGAACCGACUCAGAGACAUUGAACGACGCAAUGAAAUGGCGAUAGACGCGUUGAAUGCCGGAGGCGGAUGGCACUGCCAACCACAUAAAUACUUUGAUCUCACCGAACCAGAGUAUCCACCGUACCUCGUGCGCAGGGGUAACGCCUUAAGCCGUAAGGAGCUUGCGCAAGUGUUGUGCUGCUGCGUAAUCGGUAAGCACGAGAACGUGUCACGUGACUGGUAUGUGUCCAGCUUGAAAGAAUCUGUUGAAGACGUUCUAGAAGAUCUCAAUGUGGUCAAUGAUGGCGCUGAUUCUGUUGCGGCUUAUUUCAAGAACCAGUUGACGCGAUGGUUAAACAGAUACCCGGAUGUUCCCUUAGGAGAGUACCAGCUACAGAAGGGUUCUGAUCCAAACAGCGUUGCGUACCAGUUGCCAAAGGGCAUCGACCCUUCGUUGUUACGCGCGUGGGUCGCUGACUUUGUAUGGGACACGGAACUCGACCACAAUAUUUGGGAUAAUUCUGAACCAGUUUUUACGGAUCUCUGUAAAGAUUCGAUGGUUCUCUUCACUAAUCUUGUCGCUAGCAGCAGGGACAGCGCACUUCCGGAAAUAGACCACACUAUAGAGGGCGCAGUGCCGUGGAGUGAAAUCGAUCAGGACUUGUUCAAAAACGAUGUAUGUACACCAGCGCAGGAGGAAAUAUGGAACAAGAGAAGCAGCGCUCCGCCUAAAUCGGAGGCGUGGAUGGAAAACAGACGAAACGCCAUCGCUGUGAGCUUUUAUACGCGACACGAUUGGGAACCAGAAAAAGUUACACCUUAUCUUGACUUCGUUGACACUCUGCGGAAGAGCUGGGUCUCUUUCCAAGAAUUGUGUCAAAAACCCUGGAAUCCGCCGCCUAGAAAAAAUGCCAAGCGUAACGAGAGUUCCCCAAACACAAAUGAUCUGGCUGUGCCAGUGGAGGGCGGACGGACAGAAAAUGUUGGUUUGCAGCCAAAAUUUGAGGCUAUGGACAGUGGUUUAGACCUCGAAAGUAACGUAGACUGUGGCCGGGCGUCCAGGUGAUUCGGCGUUGUCAAAAUGACGAAAUGUGUUUUGGGAUGAAAUGUUUAAAUACUCUUUCGGCAGGUCGUGUAAUUUGUGAUAUCUGCACAUUGUGAUUCAUUGUUCUUUCUAGUGCAUUAACUUUUUUUUCUGUGAUAUUAUUUUCGUGGUUGUGGUAUCGUUAAGCUGGUCUUGCAUAUUGAUUAAAGAGUAACAUAGUUUAUACUGCUUGCCAUUUCUAACUCAGAUACAUGUUUCCGAUUGAUUUUAUCGAAAAGUUUAAAUCGUAAAAUAUUAUUAUUUGUAUAGGGGAACAAGUUAAAAAUAUAUCAUUAUCGGAACAAUUUUACGCCGGUAUGAUUCGUUGGAAUAGGAGCUAUUUAAGGUGUUUUGUUUGUUGGACUAAGUUCCAAUUUGCAAUAUCGUACACUUUAUAUGCACUGUUUUCAUACAGAAUCAUUUAUGUGUUAAAGAACACUUAGAUUGAUUCGUCUUUAUUCAAAAGUGUAGGUGUCGGGAUGUGAACAACUUUCUAUAUUAUACAAUCGACUUUUAAUCGUGAUGAAACCAUUGACUGUGUUUUGUAAUGUGAUACCAUUUUCGGUGUUUUAUCGAAUUGUUUACAUGUUUACACUUGUAUUAUGCAAUGUUAUCCAUCAGCAAAUUCAAUUAUUCAACUGCUGUGUUGUUUUGCUAUAGUUUUAAAACAUCUACACAGUGUUGGGAACCAGAAAAAGUUACACCUUAUCUUGACUUCGUUGACACUCUGCGGAAGAGCUGGGUCUCUUUCCAAGAAUUGUGUCAAAAACCCUGGAAUCCGCCGCCUAGAAAAAAUGCCAAGCGUAACGAGAGUUCCCCAAACACAAAUGAUCUGGCUGUGCCAGUGGAGGGCGGACGGACAGAAAAUGUUGGUUUGCAGCCAAAAUUUGAGGCUAUGGACAGUGGUUUAGACCUCGAAAGUAACGUAGACUGUGGCCGGGCGUCCAGGUGAUUCGGCGUUGUCAAAAUGACGAAAUGUGUUUUGGGAUGAAAUGUUUAAAUACUCUUUCGGCAGGUCGUGUAAUUUGUGAUAUCUGCACAUUGUGAUUCAUUGUUCUUUCUAGUGCAUUAACUUUUUUUUCUGUGAUAUUAUUUUCGUGGUUGUGGUAUCGUUAAGCUGGUCUUGCAUAUUGAUUAAAGAGUAACAUAGUUUAUACUGCUUGCCAUUUCUAACUCAGAUACAUGUUUCCGAUUGAUUUUAUCGAAAAGUUUAAAUCGUAAAAUAUUAUUAUUUGUAUAGGGGAACAAGUUAAAAAUAUAUCAUUAUCGGAACAAUUUUACGCCGGUAUGAUUCGUUGGAAUAGGAGCUAUUUAAGGUGUUUUGUUUGUUGGACUAAGUUCCAAUUUGCAAUAUCGUACACUUUAUAUGCACUGUUUUCAUACAGAAUCAUUUAUGUGUUAAAGAACACUUAGAUUGAUUCGUCUUUAUUCAAAAGUGUAGGUGUCGGGAUGUGAACAACUUUCUAUAUUAUACAAUCGACUGUUAAUCGUGAUGAAACCAUUGACUGUGUUUUGUAAUGUGAUACCAUUUUCGGUGUUUUAUCGAAUUGUUUACAUGUUUACACUUGUAUUAUGCAAUGUUAUCCAUCAGCAAAUUCAAUUAUUCAA